Benincasa hispida (wax gourd) is the source of this 1762-nucleotide messenger RNA. Its product is annotated as putative FCP1 homology domain-containing protein C1271.03c. The record is from RefSeq and is a predicted model, not a curated record. Lineage: Eukaryota; Viridiplantae; Streptophyta; Magnoliopsida; Cucurbitales; Cucurbitaceae.
UAAAACUUUUGAAAUCCCUAAGAUAUUUUUGACACAAAUUACGCAAUUUAGGCCAAGCAAAAGGUAUUCCCAAACUAACAAGUUUUUACAACAUGACAGUAUGAAAAGACUUAAGGUUUAAAUGAAAAUUACGUGCUCAAAAGUUCGUCAUCAAAUCUUUAAAAUCGGCCGCCUCGUUCGCUUUGCAUUCCCGCGUACGCAUCUCUAAACCACCCUCAAAAUUUCUCGAUCUCUACAAUUUCAACUCCAUACUCUUUCUGUUUCUCAUUCUCGAUCUCCCUUCCUUUCUCCCAUCAUCAUCACCCUCUUCCCGAUUGUUCGAUUAUCUUCAUGUUGUGAUUUAUUCCAGUUCCGCGAAUUUGAUCGAGUGAGCGAAGAUUAAGGAACGUCCAGCACCACUGAGACACGAUUCAGGAAGAGAAGAGGUAAUAAAUUGACAGACAAUGUUGAAGUCUCUUGAUGAGUCGGAGAACCCAGAUAAUAAGCCAAAUGAGAAGGGCGUUCUGAUUUGUGCCCAAGAUGUGAGUAGAAUGUCAUCCCCUGGACAUUUUGAUCAAAGUAAUUGUGAAGUACUGGCCGCCAGUUUUCAACAGCUUUCCUUUGGAGUCCAUGAAGAAGUUAAUGGCUUGUCGAUAUUGAAUCUGAAACCUCCUCUUUCACGACCACAUAAUUGUCAGAUGAGAAAAAAGCUUCUCAUUCUUGAUAUAAAUGGUGUGCUUGUUGAUAUAGUAUCUCCUCCUCCCAAGGAACGGAAAGCAGACAUUAAUAUUGCUCGACAUGCUGUUUUCAAAAGACCUUUUUAUUUAGAUUUCAUGAAGUUUUGCUUUGAAAGAUUUGAAAUUGGCAUAUGGUCAUCAAGAAACAGGAAGAAUGUAUCAAGAAUGGUUGAUUAUUUGAUGGGAGACAUGAAGCACGGAUUGUUAUUUUGUUGGGAUCUGUCGCACUGUACUGCUUCAGAAUUUUAUACUGUGGAAAAGAAGCAUAAACGACUAGUUUUCAAGCAACUGAGAAAAGUUUGGGAGAAGCAGGACCCAAAUCUUCCGUGGAAACAGGGAGAGUAUAAUGAAUCGAAUACAGUGUUGGUGGAUGAUUCUCCAUAUAAAUCGUUGCUUAAUCCUCCAAACACUGCAGUUUUUCCAUAUUCCUACACGUUUCUGGAUGAAGAAGAUACUUCACUUAGUACAAGAGGGGAUCUUAGAAUUUAUCUAGAAGGCUUGGCUGAGGCUGAAAAUGUACAAAAGUAUGUGGGACAAAAUCCAUUUGGUCAAAGGCCAAUAUCAGAAGGAAGUGCAUCUUGGGACUUCUAUCACAUGGUUUUGGAUAAUUAUCACUCCAUUCCAUCAACUAUUUGAUUUUUUUUUUUUUUUUUUUUUUUGUUAAAUUGUAAAUUUGGGCUAUGUGGUUAGAAGAGAGUUGGAAUUAAAUACCUAUGAUUUGAUAAAACUCUCAUAAAUUGUCCUUACUUUAUGGCAAUUAUAUCAAACCAUAAGGACUAAUUAUGAGAUUUUAUCAAACCAUAAGGACUAAAUUCAAACCUUUAAAAUUCUUAUAAAAAAAAAAAUGUAACUUUUAAAAUCAUUUGGGAUUAAAUUCAAUUUUUUUUCCAAACUGUAGGGAGCAACUUUGUAAUUAAUCCUCUUUUUUGGGUUAAUUUGGAAGGGUGUAAGUUGUGAAGCAAUCUUGUAUUAAUUUGAAUGAAUGGACUUAUGAAUGGACUUUUAUCUUUUAUUACCGAAAUGAAAGAGUUCUCAUAUUCUUGCAA